This is a messenger RNA of Phasianus colchicus (ring-necked pheasant), 5477 nucleotides long. RefSeq names its product protein phosphatase 6 regulatory subunit 3 (gene PPP6R3). NCBI's taxonomy places the organism in Eukaryota, Metazoa, Chordata, Aves, Galliformes, Phasianidae. Gene Ontology annotation, cellular component: nucleus; cytosol. The record is from RefSeq and is a predicted model, not a curated record. Gene Ontology annotation, molecular function: protein phosphatase regulator activity; protein phosphatase binding.
UUGUUAGGUGUGAUACAGUGCAGUUGAAUGUAGGAUUUGGAACAGUAGUUGAUAUCUUAGCAGUUUAAGAAGUAGCCACUAGAGUGUAUUCUCUGUCAGUGUUCACCACUGCUAUUUCCGUCUCAAAUUUUUUCAGGGAUGUACUUUUAGUUUUAAUUUGAACAGAUGGUAAAUUUCCAGUAUCAAAGUAAAGGCUUAGUGAGUGCUAGCAUAGUAUCUGAUUAACAUUCAUUGCUUUGGGCAGAAAUAAGGUGGAAACUAAUGAAGUGUAGUUAACCAGUUGGUAUCUUGGUGAGCUGGCAGAAGGACAUGCUUAGCAUUUUAAAGAAGCCACUUAAUGUUAAAGGUAUUUGAAAUGAUGCUAAAUUCUCGUGGUGUUACCUUUUAAAAGAUGCUAUUUCUCCCAUUACUCCCCCCCAGGCCUGCUCACCUGUUGGGUUUUUGGAGACAGUUCAUUGUUUGCACUGGCAAUGCUUUAUAGAAGUUCUGUGGAAUAAGUCUUGGUUGAGUAACAUUGGUGGUGCCGAGGACUACGUUUGUGGCUCCUGUCCUUGCAUCCAGUGAUGAAGUUGCCUUCUGUUAGCUGCUGCCUGAGAGUGGGAAAAUCCUGUUUUAUUGAAAUAUCCUACUUAACUUAGGAUGUGUUUAAUCAUAGGAAAGUUUUUUGGUGCAAAACUGAUUUUUCCUGUGCUCUUGAACUACAUAUGAAGAAGUUGUUGUGUUCUCAGUUCAGUACUUGGCAACACAACCCUUAUUACUCUGUGUAGCAUUUCUUAGGGUCACAAAACACUGCAGAAGCUUCAGCUUGAUGCUCAAUGGACUUGAAAAUUCUCAUGUUAACUGUUUAUUGCUGCAAAAACGUGUGAAGUUCUUGAUGGAAGCUCUGGGUAUCUGCUUUUAACACAUUCAGCUGUCAAGUAAAACAUCGUACCUGAUACAGCUUUCAGCUGAAUGCAUGAAGUCCUUUUAGUUUUGUUUCUGUGCUGGUUCAGAUGGCCACAUCUGCUUGUAGGUACCACAAGUAUGAGCUGCCAAGCUGGAGGUAACUCUUGGUUAAAGAUUCACCUGUGUAUGAUAUGUAAAAGUCCAGAAAUUAAAUGAGCAGAUCACCUAAACAGUCUUUAUGAAAUACACUUCUUUAAAAGAUUCAAGGCAGGAGACAGUCCCCAAAAUUAUCCUUGCAGGGGCAUAUCUGUCUAGAAUUUGUGUUCAUUUUAUAGACUGAGAGCAAGAGAUGUCUGCAUUCAGGAAAGGUGUUUGACUGCUACAUCUACUGGAAACUGUGGAGAAACUUGUUACAUCCACAAGUUUUGUUCUCCUGGAGAUCUCAGCUGAGCGUUUGGCCUCUGGAGGCACCCACAGCCUUGUUCCUGUUAAACAGAACACAACGUGCUGUUUUCACCUGUUGUGGACAAAAGAUAUGAGGGUUUGGGGAAGGAGCACUUGUAAGCUUUAUUUUCUCUCAGUUAAGAAUUUCAGUUACCUGUGGCUCAGAAGAGUGGAGAACUUCAUCAGUUUAUCAAGGGCUUUCUUUUGUUACAGGUUUUAAGUCAGGUACUAACUAUAUGGACUGCUCUUCCAUGAUUCAUUUGGAGAAGAAUCUGUUACAGUAUUAACUGCAGGAAGAAGUCAGAUUUUUUUUUUUUUGGUCACAAAUGCUACAUAGUACCUUUGAUUGUUAUAAUUUGUAUCAAGUUGGUGUGAACUAUCUGAGGAAAUGCUUAGAUAAAUCAGAAGUUUGCCGGUCUGUCUUGCUGGGAGCUUUCAGAGACAAUGGGAAGCUGACUAAAUGUUAUGGGAGAAGUACCUGCAAUCAUUUUGCCAUCUUGAAUACAAUUUUUCUUCCGUGUCUGGGAGUUUUUAGUGCUGUCCCACAGUAUGUAAAGCACGGUUAAGAUUUGGCAGUCUUUUCCAUCUGUUGUUGAACCAACAUUGUGAUUUUGCUGCUGGUAUCAGAGCUGAAGUUGAGUAGUAGAACCCACCUGACCUUUGGAGCUGAUGAUUAAUUAGCAGAUAGUGAACUGUGGUGAGAAGCACAGCUGGAAGGUGCCUCCUUCUGAUUAGUGGACAGAUUCUAAUUCUCUACCUCUGUUAAUCAGACUGAAGUUUGAAAAAACAUGAAAAUAACUGAGAAUUGGUGAGGUUUGGGGGAGAGGGUGGAAAAGUAGGCUAUGGGAAGAACAAACUUGGUUUGGUAACUUCCAUUUGGAACUGUGACAGGCUGUUCUUAGAUGAUUGUCAGUGUUAACGCCUGUAGAAGAUGAUCUCUGGGGUUCCUGGAAUUCCUCACUUGCACAUUUUAUGGUGUUUAUUUUUCCUUAUUCCAAAGGACCUGGGCUCCUGUUGAAAAGUGAUGGAAUAAUCUCCGGCCGGCACCUGACAUGCUGGGGGAGCAUCCCUAAAAGAGCUUGCCUGGGAGACAGUUUGGGAAAUAACGCAGUAACAUGUUUGCAGUAACCAGCAUGUUUUGGAAAUUUGAUCUCCAUUCGUCAUCCCACAUAGAUACACUUCUAGAAAGAGAAGAUGUAACACUGAAGGAGUUGAUGGAUGAGGAGGACGUCCUGCAGGAGUGCAAGGCUCAGAAUCGCAAACUUAUCGAGUUUCUGUUGAAGUCAGAAUGCUUGGAAGACUUGGUUUCAUUCAUUAUCGAAGAACCACCUCAAGACAUGGAUGAAAAAAUACGAUACAAAUAUCCAAACAUAUCUUGUGAGCUGCUCACUUCAGAUGUCUCACAGAUCAAUGAUAGGCUGGGAGAAGAAGAAUCUUUACUUAUGAAACUGUACAGCUUCCUCUUAAAUGAAUCUCCUCUAAACCCUUUACUUGCCAGUUUCUUCAGCAAGGUGCUAAGUAUUCUCAUAAGCAGAAAACCAGAACAGAUUGUGGAUUUUUUAAAGAAGAAACAUGAUUUUGUAGACCUCGUUAUUAAGCACAUAGGGACCUCUGCUAUCAUGGACUUGCUGCUCAGGCUACUGACUUGCAUAGAACCUCCACAGCCCAGGCAAGAAGUGUUGAAUUGGCUAAAUGAAGAGAGGAUUAUCCAACGGCUUGUAGAAAUUGUACAUCCAUCUCAAGAUGAAGAUAGACAUUCAAAUGCAUCACAGUCACUCUGUGAAAUUAUUCGUUUAAGCAGAGAUCAGAUGUUACAAGUACAAAACAGCUCAGAACCAGAUCCCCUGCUUGCAAGUCUAGAGAAACGAGAAAUCAUUGAGCAGCUGCUGUCUAAUAUUUUUCAUAAAGAAAAAAAUGAAUCUGCAAUAGUCAGUGCAAUCCAAAUAUUACUGACCUUGCUUGAGACAAGACGACAGACAUUUGAAGGCCAUAUAGAGAUCUGUCCUCCAGGCAUAAGCAAUUCAACGUAUUCUGUCAAUAAAAGUGUUCUAGAAGCCAUAAAAGCACGACUUUCAUCCUUCCAUGAACUCCUACUUGAGCCUCCAAAAAAAAGUGUCAUGAAGACAACGUGGGGUGUAUUGGAUCCACCUGUGGGGAACACACGUUUAAAUGUGAUUAGAUUAAUAUCUAGCCUCCUACAGACAAAUACAAGCAGUGUGAAUCAGGAGCUUAUAGAACUAAACAGCAUAGGAGUUAUACUGGACAUGUUCUUUAAGUAUACGUGGAAUAACUUUUUGCAUACUCAAGUAGAAAUCUGUAUUGCAUUGAUUCUUGCAAGUCCUCUUGAAAGCACAGAAAAUGGCACAAUUACAGAUCAGGAUUCCACUGGGGACAAUCUUUUAUUGAAACAUCUCUUCCUUAAGUGCCAAUUAAUAGAACGAAUACUUGAAGCAUGGGAGAUGAAUGAGAAGAAGCAGGCUGAAGGAGGAAGACGGCAUGGCUAUAUGGGUCACCUGACAAGGAUAGCAAACUGUAUUGUGCAUAGUACAGAUAAGGGCCCUAACAGCACGCUAGUCCAACAGCUCAUUAAAGAGCUUCCAGAGGAGGUCAGAGAGCGGUGGGAAACAUUCUGUACAAGCUCUUUAGGGGAAACUAACAAAAGGAAUACAGUGGAUCUAGUUACUACCUGCCACAUUCAUUCUUCCAGUGAUGAUGAGAUUGACUUCAAAGAAACUGGCUUCUCACAGGAUUCUUCUUUGCAGCAAGCCUUUUCUGAUUAUCAGAUGCAACAAAUGACGUCCAAUUUUAUUGACCAGUUUGGCUUCAACGAUGAGAAGUUUGCUGAUCAAGAUGACAUCGGCAAUGUUUCUUUUGAUCGGGUCUCAGACAUCAACUUUACCCUCAAUACAAAUGAAAGUGGCAAUAUAGCAUUGUUUGAGGCAUGCUGUAAGGAGCGGAUACAGCAGUUUGAUGAUGGUGGUUCUGAUGAAGAAGACAUCUGGGAAGAAAAACAUAUUGCAUUCACACCAGAGUCCCAGAGACGUUCCAGUUCGGGCAGUACGGACAGCGAAGAAAGUACUGACUCUGAAGAAGAGGAUGGAACAAAACAAGACUUGUUUGAAUCGCAUGCCAAUACAGAGGACAAAAUGGAAGUAGACUUGAACGAACCACCAAAUUGGUCAGCUAACUUUGAUGUACCCAUGGAGACUGCACAUGGUACCAAUCUGGAUUCUGUUGGGUCUGAUGUGUGGAGUACAGAAGAACCUAUGCCAGCCAAAGAAACUGGCUGGGCUUCUUUUUCAGAGUUCACAUCCUCUUUGAGCUCGACAGAUUCCUUAAGAAGUAAUUCUCCCGUGGAAAUGGAAACAAACACAGAGCCAAUGGAUCCCUUGAGUGCAAAUGCAACUGCUCUUCCAACACAGCUGGAAACUCCAGGAAGUGUUGCUAUGGAGGCCAGCUCAGAUGGAGAAGAGGAUGCAGAAAAUGCAGACAAGGUAACAGAAACAGUAAUGAAUGGCAGCAUGAAGGAGACACUGAGCCUUACUGUAGAUGCUAAAACUGAAACGGCUGUUUUCAAAAGUGAGGAAGGAAAAUUGUCUACCUCGCAGGAUGCUUCUUGUAAAUAUGUGGUAGAGGAGAACACAGAGGUUGCGGAAGAGGCUCCUUCAACUUUGCAGCCCACUAACAGCAGUCCAGAACAGAGAGUAAGCUGUGGAGAAGCCUCAGAAGCGUGCUAUUUAUCAGCGGUUCUCUAGGGGAGAGAUCAGCAGCUCCAGAGACCAUUCAGUAACUCAAUAAAGAUCAAACACAUUUUGCUCGUAUGCUGAGUUACUUUGGCUAUGCCAAAUGAGAUAGAAAGAACUCCAGAAAAGGAUGAGCCUGUAAUUAGCUCGUUCCCUCUUUUUAGCUCUGUGGAAUUCUGUUCUGAAAAGUUUAAUUAUACUUGUAGGAAAACCUGCAGUUUUUGGCUUCCCUGUGGGGCAAAUGUUAGGACCUUGUAAUCCGAACUGUAGAAAUCAGCAGAUUGGAAGAAAUGUCACAGCCUUUGCUAAUGACAACCUUGUCUGAACAGAACUUUCCAAGCUGGAAGGGACUCACAAAAAUCACAGAGUCCAACUCCUGACUCCAUACCAAGACAAAGCUGUAUU